CGGGGGCGGAAGCGGCGGCGGCGGUGGCUGUCAGAACUGGAGAGGGGCCGGGCAGAGCGACCAUGGAGGGUCAGCGCUGGCUGCCGCUGGAGGCCAAUCCUGAGGUCACCAACCAGUUUCUCAAACAAUUAGGUCUACAUCCUGACUGGCAGUUUGUCGAUGUUUAUGGAAUGGAUCCUGAACUCCUUAGCAUGGUACCAAGACCAGUCUGUGCAGUGUUACUUCUCUUCCCUAUUACAGAAAAGUAUGAAGUUUUCAGAACAGAAGAGGAGGAAAAAAUAAAAUCUCAGGGACAGGAUGUUACAUCAUCAGUAUAUUUCAUGAAGCAAACAAUCAGCAAUGCCUGUGGAACAAUUGGACUGAUCCAUGCUAUUGCGAACAAUAAAGACAAGAUGCACUUUGAAUCUGGAUCAACCUUGAAAAAAUUCCUGGAGGAGUCAGUGUCAAUGAGCCCUGAAGAACGAGCCAGAUACCUCGAGAACUAUGACGCUAUUCGAGUUACUCAUGAGACCAGUGCCCAUGAAGGUCAGACUGAGGCACCAAGUAUAGAUGAAAAAGUAGAUCUUCAUUUUAUUGCAUUAGUACAUGUAGAUGGGCACCUCUAUGAAUUAGAUGGACGGAAACCAUUUCCAAUUAACCAUGGGAAAACUAGUGAUGAAACUUUAUUAGAGGAUGCCAUAGAAGUUUGCAAGAAGUUUAUGGAACGUGACCCUGAUGAAUUAAGAUUUAAUGCAAUUGCUCUUUCUGCAGCAUAGCUUGUUGAUGAUGGAAAUACCAAAUACUGUAUUAUUUCCAACAAAAGUUAAACUUCCGCUGCCAUACACUAACUCAGAAAUUUUGAUAUUUUCAUUAACUUGACUGAUUAAAAAUUUAUGUGAAUUAAAAUUUGAUUUAACCUGU
Messenger RNA from Marmota flaviventris (yellow-bellied marmot), 900 nucleotides. It is a transcript of the gene Uchl3, whose product is annotated as ubiquitin C-terminal hydrolase L3. Lineage: Eukaryota; Metazoa; Chordata; Mammalia; Rodentia; Sciuridae. Gene Ontology annotation, molecular function: cysteine-type deubiquitinase activity. Gene Ontology annotation, cellular component: cytoplasm. Gene Ontology annotation, biological process: protein deubiquitination; ubiquitin-dependent protein catabolic process. The record is from RefSeq and is a predicted model, not a curated record.